CCAUGGCUCUCAAGAUCGUGGUCGUCAUAUGUGUGGCAGUCGUGGCCCUGGCCGAUCAGCCUACCAGGUAUUCUCCAGCAUCAUCACACCCCGCCCCCUCACACCACCAACAAGACGACGACUACCCUGACGUUCCUCCCAAGUAUGAAUAUAACUACGGCGUCGCCGACCAAUAUACCGGCGCCAACUUCGGUCACUCCGAGGUCCGCGACGGCUACAAGACCGAGGGCAGCUACACGGUAGACCUCCCCGACGGCCGCAAGCAGACCGUCAACUACGUGGACAAUGGCGACGGUCUGGAGGCCGUAGUGACCUACGAGGGUGAGGCCCAGUACUCCGAAAACAACCCUGCCCCAGCCUACAAGCCCUCUCCCACUUACAAACCUGAACCCACUUAUCGACCAAGCUAUGAACCUGCUCCUACCUACAAACCCGCUCCCACCUACAAACCUGAACCCACUUAUCGACCAAGCUAUGAACCUGCUCCUACCUACAAACCCGCUCCCACCUACAAACCUGAACCCACUUAUCGACCAAGCUAUGAGCCUGCACCAAAAUACCCUGUUCCAAGCUACGAGUCAACCCCUAGUCACCCUCCCCCUGCACACGGGCCUAGCUAUCACGUGCCCAUUUACAACGACUUCCCUAGCUACCCCGCCUACGAACCAUCCCCAGCUUACGACCCGCCCCAAAAUUACCAAGCCGAACCCCAGCUAUAG
Messenger RNA from Homarus americanus (American lobster), 719 nucleotides. Its product is annotated as adhesive plaque matrix protein-like. The transcript is spliced from 3 exons. Gene Ontology annotation, cellular component: extracellular matrix. Lineage: Eukaryota; Metazoa; Arthropoda; Malacostraca; Decapoda; Nephropidae. The record is from RefSeq and is a predicted model, not a curated record. Bases 3 to 719 code for a protein of 238 amino acids.